Molecule: messenger RNA, 372 nt
Organism: Pochonia chlamydosporia 170
Lineage: Eukaryota; Fungi; Ascomycota; Sordariomycetes; Hypocreales; Clavicipitaceae
Exons: 1
Coding region: 1-372 (123 amino acids)
Source: RefSeq, a predicted model, not a curated record
AUGUGUCCUGUUAGUCGAUACCUUUGGCACUGUGCUGCGCCCUGUCAUGCAAAUGUACAGCGUCACCAACGAGACUUCCAGGUGUGGCUUUCAAUGUUCUCCUCUGCUCAAGUAGUUGAGCUUGGCACUCAUUCCAGUCCCUUCCAGACACAGCACAGUCUCCCCCUGGCGUCAUACUUGAUUUCCAACUCCAUGCCUGCGAACCUGCGUAAUCCAAUGGACCCGCUGUCUAUCAGUCAUCCAGCAGUGACUCUUCCACUUGUUUCAAUGCUCAGCUGCCUCUCGGAAUCUCAUUCAAUCUCUCCCCAUCAACGAGCCGUGGCAAGGCCCACUGCUAGCCAUGACUGGCAUUGGUGCAGUAAUUCGGGGUGA